AAAAAGAAAGAGAGGGGAAGAAGCGAGGGAAGUGGAAGCAGAGGGAGAGAAUGGAUGAUCUUGGACAGUGCCUGUUGGAAUUCUUUGUUCGGAGCCGCCUCCCAGACACUCGAAUCGUCUCCAUGUCCGAUCCCGAUUCCCGUUUCAAGAAAACUUUUCUUCUCAAGAUUCUUCAAAACCACCUAUCUUCUGAUCGCAUUAACAUUACUGAAAACUUUCUCAGAAUCCUCGAGCAUCUUGAGGAACUCUUUCGCUCCGAUGGCUUUCCGAUCACUGCCACAAUGAGUGCCGCUUACUGUGCCGUGGCGGUGGAGUGCACGAUCAAGUAUUUGCGUUUGAAUCUUUACAGCCACAAUCCUCUCUACCUCCGCGCCGUGAACAGGAUAUGGCGGAAUAGGAUUCCGUAUAUGAAUAGUUCCGGUUCCAGAGAAGAGAGCCUUCUGUUCUCAGUAGAGUUGGAGGGGUGGAGAAGGGAUAUUGAAACUUCCCUUUUAGAUUCACAAGCGAGGGAGCGAUUGGCCGCAGUAAAAACUAGAAGGGAUGCCAUUAUCAAGCUCAGGGCGUGUUUGGAAGAAGCCCUUACCGUUUUGGGUACUCCUCUUGUUCCGUUAACAGCUACCGAGCACACGAAUAAGACCCAACGAAACCAAGAAGGAGGUCACACCGAGCACACAAAUAAGGCUCAACUAAACGAAGAAGGAGAGCACACCGAGCACACCGAGCACACGAAUAAGGUCCAACAAAAUGAAGAAGGAGAAGUUCAAAAGUGUAACAGUGCCGCCGCUGAGAAUUUGUAUUUACCUACCACUGUUGAAGUUGAAAAGAUUGGAGAUUGCAUGUCUGGGGUUGAAAAGAUUGGGGAUUGCAUUUCUGAGGAGCUGUUGGCUCAGGAUUCUUUACCAAAAAUUGUUGAAGUUGAAAAGGUUCGAGAUUGCAUUUCUGGAGACUUGCAAGCAUUGGCUAAAGAUUUUUUAACAACAACUAUGGAAGAUAAUGAGGAGGUACAGAAGACUAUAGAGGCAGAUUUAUCUUGCCCACAAGAUAUAAAUGAUAAUAAAACUGAUCCAGUGGAAAAUGCCGCACGUGUUGACGAGCGAGAUUCGGUAGAUAAUCUGCAGGGUGGAACAUCAAGAUUUAAUUUGCAAAGUCCCAAGAGGAGAAAACAUUCUCCAUUGAAAAUCUAUAAACCAACCGUCGUUACAAAAAGGAGAAAAAUAAAAAGGUGGACUCAGUUAGAAGAAGAGACACUUAAGAAUGGCGUAGAGACGUUUGGCAUGGGAAAUUGGAAGCUAAUCCUAAAUGCUCACAAAGAUAUAUUUGAAGAGAGAACCGAAGUUGACUUGAAAGACAAAUGGAGAAAUAUGUCGCGGCAUGGCUGCAAAUGAAUAGUAGAGGUUGCUUUCGUAGAAAAUUAGUCAACAAACUUUUAGGAUUAAUAACUUUUGUAAGUGUAUAGUUUGUAAAAGCUUAAGUGUAUAGUUUUUUCAUUGAUACAAACGUACUGUUCCUUCGGUUUUUUCAUUCCUAAAGCAAAACUUCUUUCAAAUUUUAGAUGUUUAAGCUGCUUGAUUAGCUUAAACUUUUAUCAUUAACUAAAGUUAUUAAGUCCAAUAGAAA
Vigna radiata var. radiata (mung bean) is the source of this 1617-nucleotide messenger RNA. RefSeq lists its product as uncharacterized. The transcript has 7 exons. The record is from RefSeq and is a predicted model, not a curated record. Lineage: Eukaryota; Viridiplantae; Streptophyta; Magnoliopsida; Fabales; Fabaceae. Bases 51 to 1385 code for a protein of 444 amino acids.